CGCAGCGUACCUUGCGCGUCGCCGCGUAACCUACGCCGUAAGCUCUGCGUCGAUUUAACGCAGAACCAUAAUUCAGGCUUGACUCGGGUUGGCGGCUGGAAAGCGGUAAAUUACAAACAGAGAGCAGAACCGAGCAGAGGCUGUUCCUGCCGGAGGUAAACACUGCUCCUGCCCCGGGCAGCAGAACCGAGCGGAGACUGUAGUGAUCCUGCCGGGGGUAAACCGCCAUGGAGCAGCUGUUCAGCCAGCGGCUGCAGGUGAACGUGAGGUGUCGGGACUGCGAGGACAGGAAAGCGAACGUCCGUGUGACCAUCGAGCUUCAGCUGACGACGAGUCCAGUGCACAGGAGGGAUCUGCUGGUCAGAUUAACUGACGAUGUAGACCCAUAUUUUCUCUUCAACCUGUCUUUAUCAGAGGAAGACUUCCAAAGCUUGAAGGUGCAGCAGGGCCUGCUCAUAGACUUUGCAGCGUUUCCUCAGAAGUUCAUCGACCUGCUGAAGCUGUGCAGCUCUGAGCAGGAGUCGGACAGUCCCAGGUUCCUGCUGCAGCUGGCGUGUCAGUCUCAGACUCUGGAGGGCGCCUCCACCUUCAGCAUCGUAGAGACCAACGCCUUCAAGCACCUGACCCACCUGUCGCUGCGUCUGUCUCAGGGCUCGGACAAGGAGGUCAACACCUACCUGGCAGCCUGCCUCUCCUCUCUCAAGGCAGAGAAACAAGCUUUGGACGUGAAACUGAAGAAGAUUGAAGAUGAUCUGUCACGGCAGCUGAGUUACGCUCAACAGACUCUGUCUGAGAAGACCAAAGAGUUGGACAAGCUGCGCUCGGACUGGACCAAUCAGAGCUCUUCUCUGUCCAGCCGUCACUCCCAGGAGCUGCAGUCGGAGAGGGAGAAGGCUGUGGAGCUGCAGAGCAGGUUCCAGCGGGAAGCGGAGCAGCUGCGCCAGGAGCUGCAGAGCUCCCACCAGAAGAGCAGCCAGCAGCUGCAGAACCGAGUGACGGAGCUGGACACGUCCUGCAGAGAGCUGACCGACAGGAAGUACAAGAACGAGGCUGCCGUCAGAGACCUGAAGGUCAAGCUGGUGGCUUCAGAGGAGGAGUGCCAGCGUCUGAAGCAGCAGGUCCUGAGUCUGAGGAGGGAGAACGGCACUCUGGACACGGAGCUGCACGAGAAGGAACGUCUGGUGAACCAGCUGCAGAUGAGGACGGCUGUUCUGGACCAGGAGAUGAAAGACAAGGAGCUGCUGAUGCGCCGCACCAAGGAGGUGCUGGAGGCCACGCAGCAGCGGAAGGAAUCGGUGGAAGAAAAUGCAGAAAGUAAAGAAGUUCAAAUCAGGAAACUUGAAGCUACGGUGAAGUCUCUGUCGGAGGAGCUGAUAAAGGCUAACGGGAUCAUCAAGAAGCUGCAGGGGGAGAUUCGAGGUCUCGUUGGAAAAAUCAAGGUCAAGAACACGGUGACCGUGUCCCAGGAGAAGGUUCUGCAGGAGACGGCGGAGAAGCUCCAGAGGGUUGAGAAGGAGCUGCAGAGCGCUCAGCAGCAGCUGCUGACCAAGGACGAGCAGGUGUCCAAGCAGAAGGAGCAGCUGGAGACGACGGUGCAGAAGCUCAACGAGAGCAGAGAAGUUCUAAAAACCAACGAGAACGUUAUAAAUUGGCUGAACAAGCAGCUGAAUGAGACUCAGCUGAGCAGACAGACGCAGCUCCCUGAACCUCUGGACCAUCCUGGACUGACGUCGGCGGCAACAGGAUUGAGGGCCCAGUUUGUUCCCCGGGCGGGCGGUGGGCCCUCCCCCUCACCUGGGACGCCCACUCUGAGGCCUGACGGCAGCCCCGACGGCCUGCAGCCGACAACCAGACGCUCCGGAGAGGCUGCAGGUUUGGACCCAAAGUACUUUGACAAGCGAGAUGACAGCAUCCCCAUCUACAACCUGUCAUCCAAGCUGCUCCACAGAGAGUUCCCGGAGCGUACGAAGCCUCCUGCGGUGUCUGCUUACUUCUCAGCCUGAACCCCACGCUGCCGUCUCCAACAGCAGCUCAUCCAUCCUUGUAAAACCCCAUGAAUAUGUUCAAUAAACUUG
Messenger RNA from Cololabis saira (Pacific saury), 2075 nucleotides. It is a transcript of the gene sass6, whose product is annotated as SAS-6 centriolar assembly protein. Gene Ontology annotation, cellular component: centrosome; centriole. Gene Ontology annotation, biological process: centriole replication. Bases 228 to 2003 code for a protein of 591 amino acids. NCBI's taxonomy places the organism in Eukaryota, Metazoa, Chordata, Actinopteri, Beloniformes, Belonidae. The transcript is spliced from 16 exons. The record is from RefSeq and is a predicted model, not a curated record.